Molecule: messenger RNA, 879 nt
Organism: Elephantulus edwardii (Cape elephant shrew)
Lineage: Eukaryota; Metazoa; Chordata; Mammalia; Macroscelidea; Macroscelididae
Gene: SDCBP2
Product: syndecan binding protein (syntenin) 2
Exons: 8
Coding region: 1-879 (292 amino acids)
Cellular component (GO): plasma membrane; cytoplasm
Molecular function (GO): protein binding
Source: RefSeq, a predicted model, not a curated record
AUGUCCACGCUGUACCCCUCUCUGGAGGACCUGAAAGUCGACCAGACCAUUCAGGCCCAGGCCCGAGCUGCGCCCAUGAUGCCUGCCCUGCCGGUUGAAGAGGCGACCAUCCCCCAGCCUCCAGUUUUGUAUCCCAAUCUGGCAGAACUGGGGAGCUAUAUGGGCCUCUCCCUCUCCAGCCAAGAAGUUCAGCAGAACCUGCCUCAGAUCACACAAGGUGACAAUAGAGUGGCCCUGGGCCCGUCGCCAGGCCUGGUGGUGGCGCCCGUGUCUGGGAACAGCCUGGGCGUUCGACGUGCGGAGAUCAAGCCCGGGGUGCGCGAGAUCCACCUGUGCAAGGACGAGCGGGGCAAGACCGGGCUGCGCUUGCGCGCCAUUGACAAGGGUGUCUUCGUGCAGCUCGUCCAGGCCAACACCCCUGCAUCCCUCGUGGGGCUGCGCUUCGGCGACCAGAUCCUGCAGAUCGACGGGCGUGACUGUGCGGGCUGGAGCACCGACAAAGCCCACCGCGCAGUGAAGAAGGCCUCAGCCGAGAAGAUCGUCAUGGUGGUUAGGGACAGGCCGUUCCAGCGGACUGUCACCAUGCACAAGGACGGCGCGGGCCACGUUGGCUUCGUCAUCAAGAAAGGGAAGGUCGUGUCGGUGGUCAAAGGGAGCUCGGCCGCCCGCAACGGGCUGCUCACCAACCACUAUCUGUGUGAGGUCAACGGGCAAAAUGUCAUUGGGCUCAAGGACAAAGAGACCACGGAGAUCCUGGCCCUGGCUGGGAAUGUCGUCACCCUGACCAUCAUCCCCACGGUCAUUUAUGAGCACAUGGUCAAAAAGUUGUCUCCCACCCUGCUCCACCACACCAUGGACCACUCCAUCCCAGAUGUCUGA